AGUUCUUAUUGUUUUUGUUUGCUUGCAUUCCAUACUUUCUAGCCAGUGUACGAUAUCCGGACCCUAUACUAUGCCAUUCUGGGAUGGUCCUAAUCCAUUUGGCAAAAAAAAGCCUCCUGUGACUCUGAAAUUGAACAAGCGCCGUCAUAAAUAUGACUCCGUUCAAGCACACUUGAAGAACAUGCUUAAGGGAGAGCUGCUCCGAGUUGGAGACGAUGCAAACAUGCGUGAAGCGGUGCAAUUGAAGGAAGGCGUUGUCUUAGAAGAAUGGCUUUCUAUGAAUGUCAUAGAAGCGCACAACACUCUUCUUCUUAUAUAUGGGUUCAUCUGUGAAGAUUGUACGAAGGAGACAUGCCCGAUAAUGAACGCCGGAAACAAAUACCACUACCUUUGGCCAAAUGAGAAGGAGGGUAAGGCGGAGUCCUUGAGCGCCCCAGUCUACAUCGAAAAGCUUUUCGGUUGGGUCGCAUCACAAAUAGACGAUGAAUCUGUCUUCGCGACAAAUGGUGUCUAUUCAAAGGCGUUUAUCCCAACGGUGAAAAAAAUUGUCUCAAGAAUGUUUCGCGUUUACGCUCAUAUAUAUUAUGAACAUUUGGAUGCCAUUAGGUCCAAUAACGCAAGGCAGCAUUUGGAUAAAUGUUUCAGGCUUUUUUACUACUUUGUCGACACGUUCAAGCUCAUAUCAGAAAAGGAACUCGUUCCACUUCAGCCGCUCAUAGAUCAGCUAAGCUGA
This is a messenger RNA of Schistocerca gregaria, 733 nucleotides long. RefSeq names its product MOB kinase activator-like 1 homolog C. Gene Ontology annotation, cellular component: cytoplasm; nucleus. Gene Ontology annotation, biological process: positive regulation of protein phosphorylation; signal transduction. The record is from RefSeq and is a predicted model, not a curated record. Gene Ontology annotation, molecular function: protein kinase activator activity. NCBI's taxonomy places the organism in Eukaryota, Metazoa, Arthropoda, Insecta, Orthoptera, Acrididae. Bases 71 to 733 code for a protein of 220 amino acids. The transcript has 4 exons.